AGAAUCCUAUUCGUCUUUAUUUUUAUCGUCACCAUUAUUGUGUGGCUCUGCCUGAUUAUUGCUUUUCUUUAGGGAUUCCCAGAUAGCCCAAUCCUACAACCCAAUGGAGUUGUUCUGUGCCCCAACCAUGACCCAGCAGCCAAUGCAAGGAAACAAGGUCCACGUUAUCUUUGCAACUAACUCCUGCUUCCAAGAUGUGAUCUCCUACACGGGCUAAGUGAAGGAAGGCCCUCUCGUUUCAGGAACCAACGUGAAUAUUUCAAGUACUUAUUUUUAAGGGAAAAAUAGCUUGUGGAGAACGAUGCGAUCUUCUUCCCUGUUUGUGGCACGCAGAAUUCCCGUGCAACUCUUGGCUUUAGGGCGAAGUCCGUUUAUUUUCAUCACACCCGUCACCCGUAGUUCCCACCGACGGCAACGGGAGGUGUGUGUGCGCGCGAAACACAAGUGGAAGCUGGAACGCGCUCCCGCUCCGUACCUGGCCUGGCCUUCCAUCGGCGUAAUCAGUGCGCUAACUCAUUGUCACAAAAUUGCUAUUUUUCAGGCAAUCGUUCUCCAAGUGUGCUGUUCACUUGCUGGGCCGGGACCCACUCGGAGCCACAGCCUGGGGCGCCUCCACUUAGGCCAGCGCGGCCUGCGCCUCUGCAGAGGGGCGCUCUGGCCCGGCGGGCUACCUGCGUCCAGGUUCCAGGAGGUUUCCGGUGGCUGGCAAGCCUUUUUCUCCCUACGUGCCGACAAAAUGCACCCCAUGGACACACACACAAGCAUAUGCCUCCGGUGCGGACACGCGCGACACGCACUCACUCCACCCCGCCUCGGACCGCGGCAAGCUUGCUUAUUGCAUUUUCCUUCCACAAAAAAGUUUUGGUGUUUAUGCCGCCCCGUGUUCUCAAAGUACUUUGGCUGCUCAGUUGCAUUUCGCAGGAACCUAGAUCCCGAGUCCUCGGGCUGGGGCGCGUAAACACAGGGACGGCCCCGGGCGACUGCACGCGUCCAUCGCUGAGCUCCCCUGCAAGACGCCGCGCGGAGAGCAGCCCCUGACGCCCGGCCGGGCUGCCGCUGCCGCCGCCGCCGCCGCCGCCACCAUCACAAUGAUCCACGGCUCGCCGCCGCCGCCGCCGCCUCCUCCUCCUCCUCGCGCUCCUCCACCUCCUCCUCCUCCUCCAUGCCAGCGGAGUGAUAUCAGGACGCGCGAGCUCAGUAA
Messenger RNA from Canis lupus familiaris (dog), 1201 nucleotides. RefSeq lists its product as uncharacterized. The transcript has 2 exons. The coding region runs from base 302 to 958 and encodes 218 amino acids. The record is from RefSeq and is a predicted model, not a curated record. NCBI's taxonomy places the organism in Eukaryota, Metazoa, Chordata, Mammalia, Carnivora, Canidae.